CACAGAGCCCAGGGAAUGUCAGCCCUGGGCCCUGAGGCUUCUCUGCAAGGAUGGGGAAAGGAACCCAAAAGCCAAAUUCUUCAGGCCAAGAGGAAGCCCUGAAUACCUGCAGUGAUCCAGAGAAAGAGUCCAAAUGUGGGUCCUACAGAACCGAGUCAGACUGGAGAACAUCCCCCAAGGUGCGUGUUCUCCUUGCUCUGAGUGUGUUCCUGGGGAUCCUCAGCUUCAGCCUGGUCGUGGCACUGACUGUUCUCAGUGUGAGACCCCCUUUCCCUGAGCUGGAAUUCUCCCACGUGUGCCCAGACACCUGGCCUGGUUUCCAAGGAAAAUGUUAUUAUUUUUCUGAGGCUGAGGGCAACUGGAGCACGGGCCGGGCAAGGUGUGAGGCCCUGGGAGCUUCCCUGGCCACCAUAAACACCAGGGAGGAACUGGCCUUCCUUCUGCGCUAUAAAGGCGAAGCAAACCACUGGAUCGGGCUGGGAAUGAGGGAUAACGGCUGGGAGUGGAUCAAUGGCACGGCCUUGAACGGCAGGUUUGAGGUGAGGGGUGGGGGGCCCUGUGGGUACCUCGAUGACUGGUGGAUCAGCUCGUCCCUGUGCCACAGGGAGAAGAACUGGAUCUGCAGCCGCCCCGACAACUACAUCCUGUGGGAGGGGAAAUUAAGAGACCCCAAACCGGGACUUUCAACCUAAAUCUCUGACCAGAUGGGGGAGCUUCACCCCAGCACUGCAACUGAAAUAUUCAGGGUGAAUCCAAACAAUCAGGUACAAGGAACCGGUGCUAUCCCCCAUCCUUUGGACCUUUUGAGCAGCACAAGUGUGGUUUGCACCACAGAAAACUUGCUCAAAAGGUUUGCACAAAUGCAACUGGUAUUUAUACAAUUUGCCUUAAACACAUUUUUAUAUGAGUACGACAUUUGUGUAGCCAUAUUUAUAUGAGUACGACAUUUAUGUAGCCAUAUUUAUAUGAGUACAACAUUUAUGUAGCCAUAUUUAUAUGAGUAUGACAUUUAU
Pipra filicauda (Wire-tailed manakin) is the source of this 1013-nucleotide messenger RNA. Its product is annotated as C-type lectin domain family 2 member B-like. The transcript is spliced from 5 exons. The record is from RefSeq and is a predicted model, not a curated record. Bases 51 to 692 code for a protein of 213 amino acids. NCBI's taxonomy places the organism in Eukaryota, Metazoa, Chordata, Aves, Passeriformes, Pipridae.